This is a messenger RNA of Etheostoma cragini (Arkansas darter), 1374 nucleotides long. RefSeq names its product LSM11, U7 small nuclear RNA associated (gene lsm11). Gene Ontology annotation, biological process: mRNA 3'-end processing by stem-loop binding and cleavage. NCBI's taxonomy places the organism in Eukaryota, Metazoa, Chordata, Actinopteri, Perciformes, Percidae. Gene Ontology annotation, cellular component: U7 snRNP. The record is from RefSeq and is a predicted model, not a curated record. Bases 16 to 1125 code for a protein of 369 amino acids. The transcript is spliced from 4 exons. Gene Ontology annotation, molecular function: U7 snRNA binding.
ACGCACCAUUGAAAUAUGUGCAGAGUGAAAGCUCUGCCACAAAAGACAACGAACUUACCCAGGAUUCUUCGCUUCACCGUGUGCUCGUCUACGGCGGUUAAGACCAUGGAGGAGAGGGAAAGAAAAGCUGGAAAGUCCGACAGUAAAGAAAAUGCACGUGCAACCUGCUCGACUGCGCCAUUAGUACCGGACCAUGAACCGGAGGCGGCCAGUAAAGCUGGGGAUGACGACGCAGAUAAAAUAGAUGUGUGCUCUGAUAACUUUGACCCCCUCUUGGCCUUGUACUCGCCGACCGUACAGCUUCCUGUUCCAAACGUCAAGACUUUCAACAAUGUGGCAGCGUACGAGAGCUUCCUGAAGGGCGGCCGGGGCAGAGCCAAACCGGAGAACGUGGAGAAAAGGCGGCUGAAGGCGAUGAGAGGGCAGGCGGACCCGGAGCGCAUCGAAAGGCUCAAGAGGCUUAUUGUGAACAAACGGCCAGAGGAUGGGGGGGCGAGCAGCGCAGCACCGCGGAGGAGGAGGCUAAAGCCCCAGAAAAAUGUCCUGACAAGGAUGCCCUUGUGUGAAGGCAGUCCGUUGGGGCAGUUGUACCACUGUGUUGAGGAGAGGAUACGGGUCAAAGUUCACAUCAGGACCUUCAAGGGACUGAGGGGAGUGUGUUCUGGCUUUGUCGUGGCCUUCGACAAGUUCUGGAACCUGGCAAUGGUAGAUGUGGAUGAGACAUACAGAGAGCCUCUGCUUGGAGAGGCAUUCCACCAUGAAAAGGCCCUCACAAUCUCACGGCUCUUUGAAAAGCUGAAGCUCCUGGAGAGCCCAGGAGGUGAUGAGCCUGCAAAGAAGAACGAACCGCAGGAAACAGCCAGCAAGCAUCAGCCUUCAAACCCCAAAAGUACUUCAAAAAACCUGCCUGCUCACCCUACUAGCAAGAGAAAGGACAGCAGUACCGAGUCCAGUCUGUCAGAAAAAAUCAAACAGGACAAAGACAAAGUCUCACUGAAGGCCCAGGGUCUGGAGGUCUGUCAGAAGAAAGACUCCCAGACCUAUGGCAAGGUCCACACACGCCACAUCAACCAGCUUUUCAUCCGGGGGGAGAAUGUUAUCCUGAUUAACCCACAGCCACUCUGACUAGCCUCUCUGUUGGAUAUGUAUCCUGGAUUAAAGAAAGGUGGGCUAUGACGAAAAUCUGUUUGAUUCUGAAAAGAUGUAGUAACAGGUGUGAAAUACUGUACAUGAGCUGCCAGAGAUGUGAUUGAAUUGUAUUCAGAGGAAUCAAAAACAACUAUUAUAUCAUAUUGAUAUGGAGGUGUUUUCCGCCCACCAGAGAGAUCAUCUUGAUUUUGAGGAAUAAAAGCUUCUCAGUUCUAAUUCUAGUGA